GGAAAUGUUUAGAUGGCUUGUUCCGAAGUGCAGCAGAAGGUGCUCGACAUGGAGCUGGACAAGGGUGGGGCAUUUGAUUUUUCAAACUGCAUCCGCAACAUGGCACUCACCCGAAUGGGAGUUCCAGCGCCUAGGGUUCGCUCAACUGGAACUACAAUCGUUGCUUCGACUUAUAAGGAUGGCCUUGUUAUGGGAGCAGACUCUCGCGCUACCGCUGGGAACAUUAUAGCUGACAAGCACUGUGAGAAAGUACAUUUCUUGACAGAAUCAAUCUAUGCAUGUGGUGCAGGAACUGCUGCAGACCUUGAUCAGGUUACCAAAAUGCUGUCGGGUACACUGCGUUUGAUGGAGCUCAACACCGGUAGGAAGGCUCGUGUUAUAACAGCUCUUCGCCAUGCCAAGCAGCAUCUCUUCAAUUAUCAAGGAUAUGUUGGAGCUUACCUUCUGAUUGGUGGCGUAGAUCCCACUGGACCACAUCUAUACGAAUGCUCAGCAAAUGGUACAACCAUGGCGAAACCUUUCGCAGCUCAAGGGUCUGGAAGCUAUGCUGCCAUUUCCGUUCUAGAACGAGAUUUCAAAAACAAUAUGAGCGAAGAAGACGCAGUUAACCUUGUGCAGCGAGCACUUCAUGCUGGUAUGCAUGGAGACAAUGCCUCUGGAAACAGUCUGAAUCUUGUGAUUAUGCGACCAGACAAAACUGAAUUUAGGGGACCCAUCGUACCUGAUUUCUGCAAGAAGCCUGAACCUAUUGAUCUGUCGUACAAGUUCAAGUCAGGUGCAACGAAAGUGUUGAAGAGGAAGACUAUCAAAUUUGAUGUGAUCGAAUCGAUGGAUAUCAGUCAUUGAAGUUUCAUCGAUAUAUAUGUUACCUUGUUUUGCUUGGUCGACCGUGUUGCUUCUAUUUAUUAUUCCAUUUACUUGAUAAUUUUCGAAACGUAACAACACUUGGUGAUAAACCUGUUGCAGUAAU
Molecule: messenger RNA, 970 nt
Organism: Cylicocyclus nassatus
Lineage: Eukaryota; Metazoa; Nematoda; Chromadorea; Rhabditida; Strongylidae
Source: the annotation of a GenBank genome assembly